Molecule: messenger RNA, 3064 nt
Organism: Nomascus leucogenys (northern white-cheeked gibbon)
Lineage: Eukaryota; Metazoa; Chordata; Mammalia; Primates; Hylobatidae
Gene: SLC9D1
Product: solute carrier family 9 member D1
Biological process (GO): proton transmembrane transport; potassium ion transmembrane transport
Cellular component (GO): membrane
Molecular function (GO): potassium:proton antiporter activity
Source: RefSeq, a predicted model, not a curated record
UUAAAGGGGCCGCGACUGCGGCUGGACGGGAGUCCGGGUCGGCGGCGCCGAGCGGGGGCGGUGCUGGGCAGAGCGGCGGCCGCUCCCUCCCGGCCUCCCGGUCCUGGUCCCGCCUGGGAAGGGAUGCAGGGAAGCCCUCGGGCGCUGCGCUCCGAGGCGGGAGACGGCGUCCCCUCCGCCCCUCGUCUCCUGGCGCCGCAGAGCCCGGCCCAGGCCGCGGAACGGUGAUGCUCGGGCCAGACGGGCGGGCGCGGCCCCCUGCGUCCCGCUGAAAAUGUGUAUCUGACAUGCAAGCUCAGUGGGGCAGAGACCUGUGGAUUGCUGUGCCCUGCACAAACCUGAAUCAUGAAGGUGUUGGGAAGAAGCUUCUUCUGGGUGCUGUUUCCUGUCCUUCCCUGGGCGGUGCAGGCUGUGGAGCACGAGGAGGUGGCGCAGCGUGUGAUCAAACUGCACCGCGGGCGAGGGGUGGCCGCCACUCAGAGCCGGCACUGGGUCCGGGACAGCUGCAGGAAGCUCUCAGGGCUUCUCCGCCAGAAGAAUGCGGUUCUGAACAAACUGAAAAAUGCAAUUGGAGCAGUGGAGAAAGACGUGGGCCUGUCGGAUGAAGAGAAACUGUUUCAGGUGCACACAUUUGAAAUUUUCCAGAAAGAGCUGAAUGAAAGUGAAAAUUCCGUUUUCCAAGCCGUCUACGGACUGCAGAGAGCCCUGCAGGGGGAUUACAAAGAUGUCGUGAACAUGAAGGAGAGCAGCCGGCAGCGCCUGGAGGCCCUGAGAGAGGCUGCAAUAAAGGAAGAAACAGAAUAUAUGGAACUUCUAGCAGCAGAAAAACAUCAAGUUGAAGCCCUUAAAAAUAUGCAACAUCAAAACCAAAGUUUAUCCAUGCUCGACGAGAUUCUUGAAGAUGUAAGAAAGGCAGCGGAUCGCCUGGAGGAAGAGAUAGAGGAACAUGCUUUUGACGACAAUAAAUCGGUCAAGGGGGUCAAUUUUGAGGCAGUUCUGAGGGUGGAGGAAGAGGAGGCCAAUUCUAAGCAAAAUAUAACAAAACGAGAAGUGGAGGACGACCUGGGCCUUAGCAUGCUGAUUGACUCCCAGAACAACCAGUAUAUUUUGACAAAGCCCAGAGACUCAACCAUCCCACGUGCAGAUCACCACUUUAUAAAGGACAUUGUUACCAUAGGAAUGCUGUCCUUGCCUUGUGGCUGGCUAUGUACAGCCAUAGGAUUGCCUACAAUGUUUGGUUACAUUAUUUGUGGUGUACUUCUGGGACCUUCAGGACUAAAUAGUAUUAAGUCUAUUGUGCAAGUGGAGACAUUAGGAGAAUUUGGGGUGUUUUUUACUCUUUUUCUUGUUGGCUUAGAAUUUUCUCCAGAAAAGCUAAGAAAGGUGUGGAAGAUUUCCCUACAAGGGCCCUGUUACAUGACACUGUUAAUGAUCGCAUUUGGCUUGCUGUGGGGUCAUCUCUUGCGGAUCAGACCCACGCAGAGCGUCUUCAUUUCCACGUGUCUGUCCUUGUCGAGCACACCCCUCGUGUCCAGGUUCCUCGUGGGUAGUGCUCGGGGUGACAAAGAAGGCGACAUUGACUACAGCACCGUGCUCCUCGGCAUGCUGGUGACGCAGGACGUGCAGCUCGGGCUCUUCAUGGCCAUCAUGCCGACUCUCAUACAGGCGGGCGCCAGUGCAUCUUCUAGCAUUGUCAUGGAAGUUCUCCGAAUCCUGGUUUUGAUUGGUCAGAUUCUUUUUUCGCUAGCGGCGGUUUUUCUUUUAUGUCUUGUUAUAAAGAAGUAUCUCAUUGGACCGUAUUAUCGGAAGCUUCACAUGGAAAGCAAGGGGAACAAAGAAAUCCUGAUCUUGGGAAUAUCUGCCUUUAUCUUCUUAAUGUUAACGGUCACAGAGCUGCUGGACGUCUCCAUGGAGCUGGGCUGUUUCCUGGCCGGAGCGCUCGUCUCCUCUCAGGGCCCCGUGGUCACUGAGGAGAUCUCCACCUCCAUCGAACCCAUCCGCGACUUCCUGGCCAUCGUUUUCUUCGCCUCCAUAGGGCUCCACGUGUUCCCCACGUUUGUGGCGUACGAGCUCACAGUGCUGGUGUUCCUCACCUUGUCAGUGGUGGUGAUGAAGUUUCUCCUGGCGGCGCUGGUCCUGUCUCUCAUUCUGCCGAGGAGCAGCCAGUACAUCAAGUGGAUUGUCUCCGCCGGGCUUGCCCAGGUCAGCGAGUUUUCCUUUGUCCUGGGGAGCCGGGCACGAAGAGCGGGCGUCAUCUCUCGGGAGGUGUAUCUCCUUAUACUGAGUGUGACCACACUCAGCCUCUUGCUCGCCCCGGUGCUGUGGAGAGCUGCAAUCACGAGGUGUGUGCCCAGACCAGAGAGACGGUCCAGCCUCUGACGGCACGGAGGUGAUGGACCGUGGAAGGGAGGCGUCUGUGGGGAGUGAGCGCUUAGAUGGCUGGCAGCUGCUCCUUCUGGGAAGCUCGCACCUUGGCAACAGAACAGCUCACUAGCAAAGCGUCAGUGCAGUCGUGUUAUCCCGGCUUUUACAGAAUAUUCUUGUCCUAUUUUAGAAUUUUCCAGAGUAGUUUAUUUGCAGUCCAUUGAUUAUGUGCAGUAGACCCAGGACACUGCGUUUUACCAAUCGCCUUGAAUGUGGUGCCUGGACGUGCCUUUUUUUUUUCCCUGAAAUUAUUAUUAAUUUUCUAUUGUGAGUUCAUCAGUUCAUAGUUUUUUUAGUAAAGAAGCAAAAUUAAAAGGCUUUUAACAAUGUACAACUUCAGAAUUAUAAUCUGUUGGUCAAAUAUUUGUUAUUAAACAUUUCUGUAAUAUGAAGUUGUAAUCCUGGCCAUGAGCUUGGAAGCUUACUUUUGAUUCUUAAAGCCUAUGUUUUCUAAAAUGAGGCAAAUAUGGAUGUCUAUUUGCCUUUUAUUGUAACUUUUAAAUGAAAUAAUUUCAUGUCAAUUUCUAUUAGAUAUAUCACUUAAAAUAUUUGGUUUUAGAUCACAAGAAUAUGUAUUCUUUAAUAAAGAUAAUUUAUGAUCAGGGUAUAAUUGAAAUUUAUUAAAAUCUGUUUUUAUUAA